Cyanidioschyzon merolae strain 10D is the source of this 1284-nucleotide messenger RNA. RefSeq lists its product as hypothetical. The record is from RefSeq and is a predicted model, not a curated record. NCBI's taxonomy places the organism in Eukaryota, Rhodophyta, Bangiophyceae, Cyanidiales, Cyanidiaceae. Bases 1 to 1284 code for a protein of 427 amino acids. The transcript has a single exon.
AUGACUCGCCUUUGCUGGAGCCCUGCGCAACAGCUCGUAGGGGGCUUUGUUCCGCCGUUUUGUGCAAAGCAGAGUGGACACUACUGGACUGACCGAGACGUCGAACCUCGAACGAGGCGCUGGACGAAGCCGUUCCCUGCAAACAGCGCAUCUUGGCUCCAGCGACCUUCGGUCGGUACGGAUGGUUGCGCGAAGUGCCUAGUUGAGCCGCGAAAGAGAGCGAGCGCGUCCGCCUUGCAACUGAUAGCCAGCGACGGUUCUUCCGAGGCCAGGUCAUUGCCAUGGACAGGGCGCUGCCUCCUAUGCAUUGAGCUUGGCGCUAUGGUGCCCUUCGGAGACACCCCUGGCGGUGCGAACAACCACGACGAAGAGCGCCCGAGCCCGGAUCCGAGCCUUGCUGACUUUUUCGAACGCCUACGGGUUCAUGUCUCAGUAACGAAGCAACAGAUUGUACUGGUUUAUUUCUUUGAGGGAACUCUCAAGGAAGCACGGGAGCUUCUUGAGCGUUUCCCCAUCAUGGCUGAGCCUGACGUGCUUUGCACGCUCUGUGGCACUGAGAUCUACCAACGCGGCUACGUGGCACCAGAUCCGUACUGGGAACAGCGAAUGGCAGCUGUCGGCCUUGGUUUCGAUCCCAAGCCGAUCGCUUGGAUGAUGCGCGAGUCAUUUGAAAAAUGGCUUACGCCAGAAUUUGAUGAGAAACUGCUGAGUAAGCGCAAGUUACUAACAGAUCCUUCCGCAAGAGAAGUGGCGUAUCUCGAGUACUCCUGGCGAAGCGACCCGGACGAGGCCAUUGACCGUGCACAUCUGAUCGAGUCUGUGCAAGGCAAAAUGAAAGAGAUGGGGUUUGAGGCUACCCGAUGUAUCGUCUCACCGCUGGCUGGAAACCUGGUCCUGAUUCCAGACGAAGCGAGAAUGAGCAAGUGCCUUCAGUUCAUCAUGCUGAUGAUGAGACUAACUACCGCCGACCUGGUGCUGGUAGGGUCGGAAUCCAGUGCACUCUUACAGGAUGCUGUGCAGGUGUUUGAGUCCAGCGAUCCGGUGGCCUCACUCGAAGCGCUCGCACCCGACGUUCGAAAAUCCCAGUGGACGGACCUCAAACCUGGUGCAACGGGCUCUGCGAAUGCCGAGCGCGCCAAUCGUGGAACGCUGGUUCUGUUACCAAGCGCUUCUGGUGACGUGGCGGUUAACUUUAACGCACCAGAUCGUUGCCAGGUGGUGAAGGCAUCACAAAAGGGUGCUGCUGGCAUUAUUGAAGCACUUCUCGCGCUCGGCAAACUCUGA